AACGGCAAGGAGCACCGAACGGACAAUUAUCGAAGCUUCGUCUCCACAAUGGUAUCGGUCCCUAAAGAUGAUCCAAUGUGAUUGGUGUUUAAACUCAUCUACAAUCACGACCAGCAAUGUACUGGCCACAUGGAGUACCUAGAAUCUAUGCGGUCAAUGGCCCGGGCAUUGAAUUGCCGGAAGUGGAUGGCGGCGCAGCUCAAGAUGAGAAUACCACGGACGGCCCUCCCGAGGAGCAGCUAAGAACGGGGGAGCAAGGGGAGCGGGCAGCCGAUGCUGAGCAGGGAGGAUGGGCGAACGGACCCAUAACGGGUUUAUGUGUCUCCAAGAACGGCCUUUAUUUUGCGACAAUGUCCCAGUCCUCCCUUGCGAUCUGGCAGACCAAGCCCACUGCAGUCAUCGCUGCAGUGAAACGCUCGUCACGCUCUCUGAAAAACUACGGCCCAAAUGUGUCCCUCCUGCUACGACCAGAUGCUGCCAUUGUUGUCGUUCAGACUCUUAACGGAUACCUCAUCACGUAUUCCAUCGCGGUCUCCUCGAAUUCCCAUGCCUACCAGCAUCGUUUUAUGCAUACCCAGCCAAGGCGUCACCAACAGGUCUCAGCAGACGAUGCACAGGGCAUUCGGGAGGCGAGCAUCCGGUUUAGAGUAGUCAUCAAGGUCGACGCUGGAAUAAGCAAGGCACUUGCUCUCGAUAAUGAGCUGAUGGUGGCUACUGUGAAACCUGCAGCAAUCCAGUCCAUCCGGUGGACUCCGGAUAAAAAUGGACAUCAGACCACAACCGAGCUGUUGCACCGCAUCCCAUGGCUUUCCAAGAAGACCGCCGUUGUGGAUAUGGUAUAUGACCGUGCAAUGAAUUUGCUAUUAUGGAUUACGAGUGAGGGACAAGCCUACGCUGUGCAGCAUAGCGUCGAAGAAUCUCAGGAUGGCAAUCCGCCCAAAUCCAUCUUCAAGGGUCACAGGUUUCACACCCCGGAGAAUGACGGCCAGAAGGCGGUACAAGUUGCUGUAAAUGCGAGAUUCUCUCUUCUUGCAGUUAGCUGUGUUAAUGGCGACAUUCUUAUAUAUUUAGCCCGAGACUACAUGGGAAACAUCCCUCUGUCCCACAAACUUGCUCUUCCUGCAUCUGCGGCUUCCUUGGGUGCCAUAUCUUUCAUGGGCUAUUCUCCUGAUGGCUAUUGCUUAUUUGCAGGAUAUAUGCACGGCUGGACAACAUGGAGUGUGUUCGGAAAACCGGGAGGUAACAGCUUUGCUGCAGAUUCCUCACUGGCUUUGAGAAACGGUGAAGCAUGGUUGGCCGGUGUCUCCAUGGGUGCAUGGAUAGGUUAUGGAUCGGAUAUUCUUUUAACGUCCAACAAUGACAGACGAUUGUGGAUCCUUGAGUUCGCAAGGAGUGCUUUGACUGGAUGCUUUUCAUCUGCAAACCUUGCCCGUGGGCUAUUACAAACUGGCACCGAGAUAAUUCUAUAUCGUGGCCAUGAUUUGCCGGACUUGACUACUAUAUCGGGGAAAGAUUCGCUAUGGCACCAUGCGCAGUAUCCUCCACGCUACGUUCAUUCACAAUGGCCAAUUCGAUCGUCUUGUGUGUCCCAAGAUGGAAGAUACGUGGCCAUUGCCGGGAGGCGGGGCCUUGCGCACUACAGUGUCCAAAGCAAUAGAUGGAAAAUUUUUGACGAUCCAAGACAGGAAGAUUCCUUUGCUGUCCAAGGUGGCAUGUGCUGGUAUGGCCAUAUCUUGAUUGCUGCAGUCGAAUGCAAUGCUGCAUAUGAGCUCCGAAUGUACUCUCGUGAGCUUUCACUAAACGGCUCUUCUGUUCUGUAUAUCGAAGCCCUCCCGUCACCGGCGGUGUUCAUCGGUCCUUCUGGCGAGGACUCUUUGCUAGUUUACACCUACGAGAACAUUCUUUAUCACUACGUUAUAAAUACGACAGGGACGAGAAUUAGCCUUGUUCAGGUCGGCCAAAUAGCUUUUCAUGGAAUUGUUCGGGCGCCUACCCGUGUGCGUGCUAUUAGCUGGGUUUUACCUGAGGAUCAGCUCCGAAAUGGAGAUCCUUCGCAAGAUGUUGCCGUGGCUUCAGUUCUUUUCCUGGUAGACGGGAAACUGGUUUUGCUACAGCCAACCGUCUCUGAAGGAGAGUUGAAAUAUGAUAUGCGUAUUGUAGUACAUGAUGUCGAAUAUUACAUAUUGAUGCGGGAUCAACUUUCUUUCAAUUUUGCACCACCAGGAGAUGAAUCGUUACCGCCAAGUCCUUCAGCAGUUUCCGCUUUGAAUAGUAUCCAGUCUGAUAUCUCUUUGCGAGAUUCAUUGUGGGUGUUUGGUGGCAAGGAUUUACUUGUUUGGACCGACGUCCAGGAUGUGAUCCGACCGAAAGGGCCAUCCAGCGAAAUCUCGAAGCCGCUCCCAAUUCCUAUUGAUUUUUAUCCAUUAUCAAUUCUUCUUAAUAAAGGCAUUAUUCUCGGAAUUGAGCCCGAGAUUACCCAACGGCGAGACGUUACAUUUACUUUGCAUCGAUUUGCGAUCCGAAGCCAAUUAUUUUUGCCAUAUAUCCUUCAAUAUAACCUGUCUCAGUUUGAUACCCCUUCAGCCUUUUCUAUCUGUCACCAUUUCUCUCACCUAUCAUAUUUCCCCCACGCCUUAGAGAUACUCUUACACCAUGUACUAGAUGAAGAAGUUGAUAAUCCACGCGGCAACGAUCCGUCACAAGGGGCCCUGUUGCUUCCUGCCGUCCUAUCGUUCUUACAGGCUGGGAACCCUCCAGAAUUAUAUCUGGACAUUCUCGUCCAAUGUAUCCGGAAAACGGAGCUACGUUCAUGGCGGACACUGUUCGCCCAUCUGCCUCCGCCGAGUGAACUAUUCGAACAAGCGCUAAAAUUUAACUCUCUCAAGACAGCUGGGGGUUAUUUACUCGUGCUACAAGCGUUUGAUGACUCCGAAGAUGAAAACAACGACGAGAAGACCGAAGAAUCAGCAAUUCGAUUGUUGCGGCUAGCUUCACAUAAGGGAGACUGGGAGUUGUGCGGUGAACUUGCUCGCUUCCUGAUGGCUCUAGAUAGCUCAGGAAAUAUGCUUAGACGUGCUGUCGUCAAGGUUGGAUUGCGUGGGGAUCAGCUUUCACUGCCGAGAGUGAACGCCAAUGGCGUACCAACCCAGGAGCUGAAAGGAUUAAAUUUAAAUAUAGCAUCACCGGGAUCUAGCCCGCUGUCCCCGAAUGAUAGCGGGAGUGGCCCAUAAGCAAUGUCUGAUAUUGUUCACGUUGGAAUCCAAUGCUGGACAAGUAGAUGGUUUGCGGACAAAUUCAACCUAAUGGCAGAAUUUAUAACUUCCUCACGAAAAUACUCGAUGAUGACUUUUCGCUAGUAAAUAGUCUUUUCUCCCUAUGACUCCCCUCGUACCCCGGCUUCGAGGUAUCUCAACACUUUCCGCGCGUCUUCUAGUUCGCGCACACGUUUGAUAAUGUCAUUAUACCGCAGUUCAGGCUCACAUUAAUCAUAAGUGCAUGCUAUGGGUGUGUAAACGUCGAGUAAACCCCAUACGCCAAAACCAGCAUAACUUCGAGGGAAAAACAACUUAGAACAGGAAAAGAGAGUAGUGAGGCCCGGAAGCAGAAUGAAGAAAAAUCAAAAAAAAAGACGAUCCUUCAAUCAAACUGCAAAUUCCACAAGCCAUCACCAAGAUAAUGGCCCUCAUCCAUCACCACCCCCUUCGCCUUCUUCUUCAUCUCCUCCGUACCCAUCUUCAACUCCCCCACAAGACAGAUCUCCUCCUUCCCCUCCGCCGUGACCGCAACGACCUGCCCUGCCUCCAGCUCUUUGUCACCAGGGUUAUUCGCGGGAUCGGGCAAUCUCCCGCCAGCAGAUGUGAGGCCGGGAGCCAUCAGAGUGGCGCCGGAGAGGACGAAGCGGAUCGCGCCUCUGUCGAUUCCGAUAGUCGGCAGGGCGUUUGGAAAGGCGUGGAGGACACGGAGGUGAGGGAUCAGGGGGCUGUCGAGGGAUUGGAAGAAGAUUGGGUGUGAGUCGCUGAGGUACAGGGUGACUCGAUCGGGUCUAAGAGGUCAAGUUCAAAACAGUUAACCAUUGAUGAAAGUUGUAUAUCAAGAAGGGGAAACCGGAGACAAGCAGGUUAGUUAGGAGAAAGAGGGAGGGAGGGUGUGUAUACAGUUUCACGGCUUCUAACGGCGCCUUUUUUGGCAUCACUUCAUCGAUGUAUGGUUCGAAACCGGGAUAGGUUUCAAGGAACUUGUUUCGGAGAGAUCGUUGCACGGACGACUUGACUUUGGAGCGCGCCCCGGGGGAUAUACUACAAUUGUCGGGUUAGCAUACGGAUUUAGAUGUGUGACUUCUACCAAGGACGAUAUAUAUAUGAAUAUUUCGUGUUUAAAAUCCCAUAAGAUAUUG
Messenger RNA from Coccidioides immitis RS, 4393 nucleotides. RefSeq lists its product as uncharacterized. Gene Ontology annotation, biological process: intracellular protein transport; retrograde transport, endosome to Golgi. The transcript has 5 exons. The record is from RefSeq and is a predicted model, not a curated record. Gene Ontology annotation, cellular component: Golgi membrane; Ric1-Rgp1 guanyl-nucleotide exchange factor complex; cytosol. Bases 117 to 3230 code for a protein of 1037 amino acids. NCBI's taxonomy places the organism in Eukaryota, Fungi, Ascomycota, Eurotiomycetes, Onygenales, Onygenaceae.